Molecule: messenger RNA, 1572 nt
Organism: Ziziphus jujuba (common jujube)
Lineage: Eukaryota; Viridiplantae; Streptophyta; Magnoliopsida; Rosales; Rhamnaceae
Product: cysteine-rich receptor-like protein kinase 43
Exons: 6
Coding region: 201-1397 (398 amino acids)
Biological process (GO): protein phosphorylation
Molecular function (GO): ATP binding; protein kinase activity
Source: RefSeq, a predicted model, not a curated record
GUGUACGUCUUUUAGUUUUUGAUGAAAGAGAUAAACCUCUGAGAUAAUAUGGUCACCAAAAUGAAAAAUAUUAUUAAUAAUAAAAACAAUCAUCUUCAUUUGUUUUCUUUUUCUCCAAUAGUUAAGCCCAUAAAAAUCCCUCUUUUUAUUUUUUAUUUUUCCCUCUUUCAUGGGUCGUUUCUAGAUAGUUUCAGAAAAUUAUGACCAAAUCGAAGAGUUUCCUUCAGAAUCUCAUCAAACCCUUCAAAUUCAAUUCAAGCAAAGAGGGACAAAGUGAAGAGGACCUUGAAAAGAUAGCUGCACAAGAGCAAAAGCUUUUCGCUUUUGAGACUUUGGUUGCAGCUACCAAGGAUUUCCACCCCGGUAACAAGUUAGGUGAAGGUGGUUUUGGACCAGUUUUUAAGGGAAAAUUGAAUGAUGGGAGAGAGAUUGCAGUCAAGAAGCUAUCACAAAGUUCAAAUCAAGGGAGGAAAGAGUUUAUGAAUGAGGCCAAGUUGCUGGCACGAGUGCAACACAGGAACGUCGUCAAUUUGUUAGGAUAUUGUGUACAUGGUGUAGAGAAGCUACUCGUUUAUGAAUACGUUGCCAACGAGAGCCUUGACAAGCUUCUCUUCAAGUCCAAUAGACGUGAGGAGCUUGAUUGGAAACGGAGGUAUGAUAUAAUAUGUGGAGUUGCUCGUGGUUUACUUUACCUUCAUGAAGACUCACACAAUUGUAUCAUCCACCGUGAUAUCAAGGCCAGCAAUAUUUUACUUGAUGAUAAAUGGGUCCCCAAGAUUGCUGAUUUUGGCAUGGCCCGACUCUUCCCCGAAGAUCAAACACACGUCAAUACACGGGUAGCCGGUACCAAUGGAUAUAUGGCUCCUGAGUACGUCAUGCAUGGACAUUUAUCGGUAAAGGCAGAUGUAUUUAGCUUUGGAGUUCUUGUUCUAGAGCUGAUCAGCGGUCAAAGGAAUUCAACAUUCAAUUUAAGCCUUGAUGCACAGAAUCUACUUGAUUGGUCAUACAAGCUAUACAAGAAAGGCAAGAGCUUGGAUGUUAUGGAUCCUACGUUAGCUUCAUCGGCAGUGACAGAACAAGUAGCCAUGUGUAUUCAAAUAGGGUUGCUAUGCACACAAGGUGAUCCGCACCUGCGACCCACCAUGCAUCGUGUGGUGGUGAUUUUAUCCAAGAAACCGAGCAAUCUAGAAGAGCCGACGAGACCUGGUGUUCCCGGUUCAAGAUACAGAAGAUGUCGCAGACCUGCUGCACUAUCUUCCACUGCUGGAACUUCACUUGGAUCAAAUUCUAGUGCAUCGGAUUCAAGUUCUAUUACUAAUAAUACCAAUAGUGUAACUGCUACCUCUACAGUAAGUCCAAGAGAUGAUCCUCGAGGCAAACGUCCGAUGCAUAGCUAGAGUUUCGUCCUAUAGGAAAAUUUUUGCUAUUCUUUUUUUCUUUUUUGUAUCAUAUAAUACUGCAUUAUUUGUUUAAUAUUAUGUAACUGGUUAUGGCUGAAAGGGGGUAAAGAAUGCCAGAAUAUGAUUGAGAUGCAAUCGAUUUGGAUAAAUAUAAGAGAAUGGCUUGUGGAGA